UUUCCCCUCUCCCUUAAAAGGCCCCAAAAAACAACCAUUUUUAUUACCCAAUGCAAAUGGCUGAUCUUUCAGCUAAUAACAACGCCCACCAAAUUGACCAACAAACGCCCGCUCCUUCGACAUCACAUUCUGACCCUUCAAACCCCCCUCCACCCCUCUCUCUCUUCCCCCCACCUGACCCACAACCCAGUUUCCCAAUUUCUUGCGAAAACCCAUCUCCUACCCACCUCCUUCACCCGCCCGUUACCUCGCCGUCGAAAGGCGGCGGAGCGUCGGGGGAGCACCCGACUCCGAAUUUGGCAGUUGCUGUUGAAAACCCAUCUCCACAACUCCAACUGCCCGUAGCCACUGUUAGUGAGCAAGACUCGACUCCCAGUUUUUUUGAUAAUUCGAGUGUCCUGUCCAACUUACCCGCGGCUGCUCGGCUGAACCCGGGUCCCAAUUUGACGGUAACUUGCGAAAACCCAUCUCCCAAGCACCGUCAACCAGCCUUGGCUCCCGUUACCUCGCCGACGAAAGGGAAGCACCCGAGUUUUCGAGGGAUACGGUGCCGUAGCGGGAAAUGGGUGUCCGAGAUACGCGAGCCACGCAAGGCGAACCGGAUAUGGCUGGGGACCCACCCGAGUCCUGAAAUGGCGGCCGCUGCGUAUGACGUGGCGGCGCUGGCACUUAAAGGCCCCGACGCCGUUUUGAACUUCCCCGAGUCGGUCCUGUCGUAUCCCGUCCCGGCCUCUCCGUCCCCGUCUGAUGUGCGCGCCGCGGCCGCUGCUGCGGCGCGAGCGGUGCGACAUCGGAGGGCGGGAAGGGUGGAGAAGUCGGAACAGAGUGAAGAGGUGAAGAAUGAGGAGAUGGGUUGUGACGAUACGUCGUCGUCUGGGCAGGAGUUUAUAGACGAGGAGGCGAUUUUCGGUCUGCCGAAUAUGCUGGUGGAUAUGGCGGAGGGAAUGCUGUUAAGUCCGCCGAGGAUCAAGGUGCCGCCGUCUGUUGACUCCGGGGAAAAUUCAGAUGUAGAAGGUGAUCUAUGGAGUUGAUUAGGUGACUCUGUAUAGGGAGAAUGAUUUUAUAAACAGGAUUAUUGUUUACGAAAUAUGAUUAAAUGGAUGUGGUUGCCAUUUAUGAAAUUUUGAUUUACAAAA
This is a messenger RNA of Rhododendron vialii, 1136 nucleotides long. Its product is annotated as ethylene-responsive transcription factor ERF027-like. Bases 51 to 1031 code for a protein of 326 amino acids. Gene Ontology annotation, biological process: regulation of DNA-templated transcription. Gene Ontology annotation, molecular function: DNA-binding transcription factor activity; DNA binding. The record is from RefSeq and is a predicted model, not a curated record. NCBI's taxonomy places the organism in Eukaryota, Viridiplantae, Streptophyta, Magnoliopsida, Ericales, Ericaceae. The transcript has a single exon.